This is a messenger RNA of Vollenhovia emeryi, 825 nucleotides long. RefSeq lists its product as uncharacterized. The record is from RefSeq and is a predicted model, not a curated record. The coding region runs from base 1 to 825 and encodes 274 amino acids. The transcript has a single exon. Lineage: Eukaryota; Metazoa; Arthropoda; Insecta; Hymenoptera; Formicidae.
AUGGAAAAGCUGAAGAAGUCACGUACCGUUGUACGAACGGCGUUUACUCGCAAUCUGGGAGUGCUUAAUACCGAACUGGAGAAAGAAAACCCGGACGAGAAAGAAUUACAAGCGCGCUUUGCGAUAGUCCGAGAGAAGGCGAGUGAACUGGAGGACCUAAAUAGGAAGAUCUUCGAGGUUAUGGUCGACGAGGGCACGGACGAACAUCAGCUCCUGCAAGAAACCGAAGGUUCUGACGAAUAUAGAGUUAAGUAUCAACAAGCCAAAAUAGGCGUAAAUAGCAUUAUCGUUCGUGCUGAAUCCGCUUUGACUGCACAAGAUGUCGGACAAGCAGUGCACGUCAAUGCGGAUUUGCCUAUGCGUACCUUUAAGUUGCCGAAGAUACAAUUGCCAAGAUUUUCUGGAGAACUCAAAGACUGGCUGCAAUUCUGGAGUUUGUUUAAGAAUAUUCAUUUGGAUGCGACCAUCACCAAGGAAGACAAAUUUCAGUACCUGAUCCAAGCGAUGGUAAAGGAUACACGUGCCAGCGAGUUAGUUAAUAGCUACCCACCGACGGCCGCUAAUUAUGAUAAAGUAAUUGCAAGCUUGAAGAACCGAUUCGGCAGGAAUGAUUUGCUUGUUGAAGUAUACGUGCGAGAGAUGUUAAAGCUCGUGUUAAAUAAAACAAAGGCAAGUAGUCAUACUUCCUUAUCUAGAAUUUAUGAUCGAUUGGAAACUCAAAUGCGCGCACUUGAGUCUUUAGGAGUCACGACGGAUAUGUGCGCAGCGAUGCUCUACCCGUUAGUUGAGUCAUCGCUCCCUGAGGAUCUUCUACGCGUGUGGUAG